This is a messenger RNA of Paramecium sonneborni, 521 nucleotides long. Lineage: Eukaryota; Ciliophora; Oligohymenophorea; Peniculida; Parameciidae. The record is from the annotation of a GenBank genome assembly.
AAUCUAUAUAAAUCAUUAAUUAUUUUAAUAGAUCUUUUGAUGUGAACAAACCUGGUGAAAAACCUGAAAAUCUAUAAGGAGGCGUAGUUGGAGGUUCAAUUCUAUAGGGAAUACUUUCAGUUGGAGAUGAAGUUGAAAUUAGACCUGGAAGAUAAUCAAAAAAUGGAAAUCAAACAACCUGGCAUCCAAUUACCACUAGAGUUGUUUCACUCUAUGCUGAAUAAAAUGAAUUAAUAUAUGCUGUUCCAGGUGGUCUUAUUGGAGUUGGAUUAUUAAUUGAUCCAUCUCUUACUCGUAAUGAUAAUCUUGUAGGAUGUGUUUUAGGACUUCCUAAAUAAUUACCUGAACUCUAUAGAGAAUUAGAAGUACGUGUUUUUAGUUAUCAUUUAUUUAGAUCAAUUAUUAUUUAAUGGUCUCUGUAGUUGGUGCACAAUAAUAAGAUGGUAAAACUUAAAAGAUUGCUAAAAUUUAAUAAGACGAAAUGUUGAAAUUUAAUGUAUUAUCCAAUGAAACACCAGGUA